AUGGAUCAACGGAGUCUGCAAACUGCAAACCGCCAAAGUUGUCAAGGUUGGCAUAUUUGGCUCUACAAGUUCCUGUAUGUAGUACAGAUCUUCAUUCUUUCAGGAAUGGUAUAUUACUAUUUUCAGGAGUCUGUGGGGAAAACAGCUCCUGACCAUGACAUUGCUGGGGAAUCAUCACAGCCCAUAGGAGAGACCCUAAGGCCACUGUGGGGGCUGAUGGAUAAGUGCUACCCCACGACCACUCAGAGACGCAGAGUCAGGAGUGGGAAGCAGCAAGCUUCUAAGGCCACCCCCCCCAAGGCAACGGGAGGACUGAAGGAUGCUGCCCCCAAGGAAGGGACUGACAUCCUGCCUCAGGAUAAAGGGGAGGUGAGGUCCUCAGGACCGGAAGCAGCCUGCCCCACUCCUGCUGGGAAGGAAGUGGCUGAGGAGAAGGAGGUGGCAGGGACCCCAGGUUGUGAGGGAAAGAAAACAGUCCAAAGGGAGACUGCUCUAUCUCCUUCUGAGGCCUCUGCAGUGGAGAGCAAGGAGGAAAGGCCUGGGGGGUGGGUCCCCCAGCUCCUGAGGAAGCUCCGGCUUGGCUGGUUCCUGGCCCCUCACAGCCCCGAGACUCAGAAGCACGAGUGACAAACUCCAAUAAAUGCACAAGGUGAUGCCAGGGUGGCCCCGCUGCCUCCUUUCAGGGCCUCACCACCCAGUGUGGCCUGUCUACACUCCCUGUCCCAAAAAGUUGCAGGAAUACUACACCCUGCCACCUGGCCUGACACAGCACAAUAGUGGGUACUCUGGAGAGGCUAAAAGGGCCCUGGCUAGCCUUUGACUCCAUGUCAAGGGACAGACCAAGUUCCCUGAUUGCUGAGAGCUGGGGAGCGCCCAGUCAUGAGGGCAUCUAGAAGACACUGGUGGAAUUUGCCAGGGGUGCUCUUGAUGCUGUUAGUUGGGGGGCUUCUGCCCUGAGAGUCUGAGGUCCCUAAGCUGUUAACUAAAUACACCAAGGGGUCUCCCCAAGAGUGAGUAAGCAUAGUCAUUAAGAAGCCCUUGGGUGCCGCCUUUGUCUCAAUCUAGAGCCAGUUCAUUCUGGGGGUGGGCACAGGUGGUGGAGGGCAGGUUAACAAGGUCACAGCCCUAGAGUCAGGGCAGGAAGUCAGGACCCAGAUGCCAUCUGGUGCAAUCUCAUUGGCUGAAAGGAAGACAGAAGCCCAGGGUCACACAGUGUUGUGACAAGGACUAGAGCCAGGGUGUCCUCCUUCAAGGUGCUCAUGUGGCCUCCUCCUGCUGUGGCCACCCAUUGACACAUGGGUCCAAGGUUCCACCCCUG
This is a messenger RNA of Miniopterus natalensis, 1318 nucleotides long. Lineage: Eukaryota; Metazoa; Chordata; Mammalia; Chiroptera; Miniopteridae. The record is from RefSeq and is a predicted model, not a curated record.